AAGUUUCAAACUACUUCUCAUUCUUUUGAUUUUUCACUAAAGUGCUGAAUUAAUAAGAAGUGAAACGAUUCCAGUACCGCUUUUGAACAACUAGUACUAGUGCCAGCGCCUCGCGACUAGGAAGAUGAAGAUCAACUUCAAGCCUCUCGGGAAAAAGCUGGAGACCGCCGGGAAAGACAUCGGCAAGUUCGUGAGCAACAAUGUUCCGAAAGGCGGGGACAUCCAGCUUCCGGUGGUGAAGAUUGGGGACAAGGUCGAAAUCAACGUGAAGAUACAAAUCAAGGUGAAAUAACAAGCGCUAGUGCUUCACGACUCCAAUUCUGAUCUGAUUCUUGAAGGAGAGUCAGGAUGGCAACGCAUGGAAUUAUGGCGCAGCUUCUGUAGAAGUUUUCUCCAGCCAAUUUCCUUUAGAAAGAAUCGUAUCACACAGGCCUCUUACUUUGCCUUGCAGCGCAAGGGAGACAGAGAAUGAACAACAAAACGAAUUUUUGCAACU
Amoebophrya sp. A120 is the source of this 496-nucleotide messenger RNA. Lineage: Eukaryota; Dinophyceae; Syndiniales; Amoebophryaceae. The record is from the annotation of a GenBank genome assembly.